UAAGUUGUAAGAACGAUGCCUGUAUGCAGAUCGAGCAAAAAGAAGAAGGAAGUAGCAGGAAAAAAUCUAUUUGAAGCUGAAAAAGUUGAUCCAGAGUUGGUAAAAGUUGAUACAGAGAACACAUUUUCAUUAAAGUUGAUCGAAAUGGAGAAAACAGAGGAAAAAGUCGAAAAUCAGAACUCGAACGUGUGUGAUAGUGGAAUAAAUUCAAGCGAUCUGGUAGAGCUAUUAAAAAUGCUGAACUCAGGCAAAAACGUGUCAGUCGACCAAUUCGAAAAAAUUGUUCCAGAAUACGAUGGCGUGACAAUUCCUAUUGGAAAGUGGUUGGAAAACUUCAACGAGAAUGCUGACGCAUAUGAGCUUACCGAAAAGCAGAAAUAUGUAAAUGCGAGGAAUAAAAUGAGAGGAACGGCAAAACUGUUCCUAGAAACAGUGAGUGUUUCGAACUUCGAUUCUUUGUGCGAAGCGCUCAAAGAGGAAUUCGACAUAAAGUUCAACAGUGCUGACAUACAUCAGAAGUUAAUGCGAAGGCAAAAGAAAAACGACGAGAACUUUUACGAAUAUAUUCUGCAAAUGAGGAAGCUGGCAGCACUGGGGUCGAUAGAAGACGAAGUAGUUAUUCGAUACAUUGUGGACGGAAUUAAGUCACUUGAAAGCACGCGUCGAAUGCUUGCGCUCUGUGAAGAGAGCAAAGAAGCUGGAAUUCGUACGUUAGUGGCCUUGGACGACCAGGGAGAGCAAUUGGACAGGAUUGAAGAAGGAAUGGAUCAAAUAAACGCUGAUAUGAGAGAAGCUGAAAAAAAUUUGAGUGGAAUGGAAAAAUGCUGCGGAAUUUGUGUUCUUCCCUGCAAUAAGAGCCAAUCAUUUAAAGAAGAUGAUGGAACAUGGAAAGGCAAUGACGAUGGAAAGGUUGUAAACAAUCAACCUCAAAGAGUUAUGGACGAUAGAAAUGGAAUGAUGGCCCAAGCGGGAUAUAUAGGAAGAAUAACAAAUGACGCUCGCGAAGAUGAGAUGGAAGAAAAUGUAGGUCAAGUGAACACCAUGAUCGGAAAUCUGCGGAAUAUGGCAUUAGAUAUGGGUUCCGAGCUGGAAAACCAAAACAGACAAAUCGAUCGAAUAAAUCGAAAGGGGGAGUCGAACGAAGCGCGAAUAGCAGUGGCAAAUCAGCGAGCUCAUCAAUUACUAAAAUAAAUAGUUUCGCUCAAUUAUUUUUAAAUACUUUGACAUGCAAUAAGUUUGUACUUGUUAUGUGUAUAUAUGUGUGGAUGCUUGACGAGAAAAUAAUAAGCAAGAAAUUAAAGUUUAUCCAUCCUCUUACAAAUUAAGUUAUUUGUCUCUAGACAUAAGUUACUAUAUGAGCUACUCUAAUUAUAUAAAAUUUUGCGCAUCAGGAUGUUAAAUAUACAAAUAUUAUAAUAAGUUUAUCGUGUGAUGUUUACGCUAAUUAUUAUUAAAUAAAUAAAACUGUAAAAGUU
This is a messenger RNA of Bactrocera neohumeralis, 1475 nucleotides long. It is a transcript of the gene Snap25, whose product is annotated as synaptosomal-associated protein 25. Gene Ontology annotation, molecular function: SNAP receptor activity; syntaxin binding. NCBI's taxonomy places the organism in Eukaryota, Metazoa, Arthropoda, Insecta, Diptera, Tephritidae. Gene Ontology annotation, biological process: synaptic vesicle priming; exocytosis; synaptic vesicle fusion to presynaptic active zone membrane. The record is from RefSeq and is a predicted model, not a curated record. The transcript is spliced from 7 exons. Bases 16 to 1191 code for a protein of 391 amino acids. Gene Ontology annotation, cellular component: plasma membrane; SNARE complex.